AUGGCGAUUCUCCAAAUCCCCAGCGAGUACGGCUACGUCCUCGCCGCCUGCGUUUCCACGUUCUUCGUCGGUGCCUGGCACGGCGGCCGCGUUGGCGGCUUCCGCAAAGCAGCCAAGAUUCCUUACCCCUACGAAUACGCAUCCUACGAACAAGUUCAGACCGCCUCUCCCCCAUCCAGGUCCGCUAUGCUCGCCUUCAACUCGGCCCAACGCGCACACCAAAACUUCAAUGAGAACCACGUCACAGCCCUCGGCGCCAUGCUCAUCUCCGGACUGAGGUACCCUGUCGCUGCGGCCGUGUUGGGUGCGGUAUGGAGUGUAAACCGCGUAAUUUAUGCGAUUGGAUACUCAAGGAGUGGGGAGGAUGGUGGAAAGGGAAGGUACUAUGGCGCGCUUGGAAUAAUCGCGCAUUAUGUACUCCUGCUUAUGAGUGGCAAGGCGGCUUUUGACCUUGUCAUGGGUUAA
Molecule: messenger RNA, 465 nt
Organism: Alternaria postmessia
Lineage: Eukaryota; Fungi; Ascomycota; Dothideomycetes; Pleosporales; Pleosporaceae
Exons: 2
Coding region: 1-465 (154 amino acids)
Cellular component (GO): endoplasmic reticulum; membrane; nuclear envelope
Molecular function (GO): glutathione peroxidase activity; glutathione transferase activity
Source: RefSeq, a predicted model, not a curated record